AUGGAUACGUGCAAACAAGCCCCUUGCAUAGGUUGGUACUUCUACACUAUCAUGCAGGCCGAUGGCAAUCCUAAAACAGCACAGACCUUCUUAUACAUCUCUGGUGGUCCCGGUGCCAGCAGCCUUGGAAUUAUGUUGACAGCUAACGGACCAUGUCGCAUGGAUGAGGAUUCCCUCAUCGAAAACGAGUUGAGUUAUGCACGUUCAGUAGCCCGUAGACGCUUCCGGUGCCCUAGGUUCUCAUGGACGAGACAAGCUAACGGUAUCUGGGUCGAUGCACCGAUACCUACAGGUUUCAGUCAAGGACCUAUCGGUGCCGGAUGGGAGAAUCUAAUAUUAGACCUGGUGGACUUCGUCAAAAAGUUCUUCGAAGAACAUAAAGACCUAAACAAUGGCGUGCAUCUAGUCGGCUUCUCGUCGUCGGGUAAACUCCGAGGCGAUCACAUCACCGGCAAUAAGUGUAUAAACCCCCCUCCCCUCCCCUCAGCCCAGAUGAUGGCAACGUUGGGGGCACGGCUGGUCAAGUCUGUCGGCUUCAAGGUCAAUCUGGUUGGAGUGAUGAUGCUUUCUGGAAUUGUAGCGCCUCUAGCUACCAUCGACCAGAUGAAAGCAGGGCUGGUUCAAUGUAAAGAUCGACUAGCUGAGUGCAAUCGUAAUGGCCCCGGAGGGACUCCGAUCUCAGUUUAUUGCAAGCAAGCUCUGAACACCUGUGAAAACAACACCGCGCAGCGGCUUAUUUCAGCAGGAACAAGCGCUUACGACAUCCGCGUGCCACCUGGAGGGGAGAACACUUCCUACAGACUUCACCCUGGGAACGUGCCCGACCUCUUGAACCUGAAGUCUGUGCAGCAAGCCUUGGGCGUUUCAAAAGAGUGGAUGCCCUAUAAUCAUCAGGUCCACGACCAAUUCGUUAGAUUCGUUGCCUAUGAUACAACAUAUCAGGUCACAAGUCUCCUCGAUGCAGGAUUGAAAGUACUUGUCGUGAACGGUGACCAAGAUUUUAUGACCAAUGCUGUCGGUGCGUUCGAAGGGGUUUCGAAAUUGAAAGGAGUUAAAGACUACGGGAAGUUGCUCAAGGAAUCCCCUGCUAAGGAUAUCAAGGUUGAUGGUAGGAAUUUCGGCAAGAUGUGGGCCUCACAGUAUACAAAUGGAGCGAAGCUCGCAUUCAUCAAAGUGCUUGACGCGGGUCAUAUGAUGUUCUUGUAUGAGCCCAGUGGAGCGCAGAGUAUCUCCGAGAAUUUCUUCACUGGUGGAUAUUGGAAGAGUAGAUGA
This is a messenger RNA of Perkinsus marinus ATCC 50983, 1272 nucleotides long. Its product is annotated as Carboxypeptidase Y precursor, putative. NCBI's taxonomy places the organism in Eukaryota, Perkinsozoa, Perkinsida, Perkinsidae. The coding region runs from base 1 to 1272 and encodes 423 amino acids. The record is from RefSeq and is a predicted model, not a curated record. Gene Ontology annotation, biological process: proteolysis. Gene Ontology annotation, molecular function: serine-type carboxypeptidase activity. The transcript is spliced from 11 exons.